GACGUCACCUCAGACGACGAGAGCCCUGCCGCAUCCCCUGCCAAGCCGGCGCCUUCGGCAGCGCGCCGGGCCCGCCGGCGGGAGCGGAGCCGGGAGGGGACGAUGCGGCGGGGGACGAGCACUACUGCGAGAUGCUGUGCUGCGCCUUCAAGCGCCCGCCCUGGCUGGGACGUCUGAAAAACUACCAGUUCCCCAGCAGCAUCGACCCACUCACCAACCUGAUGUACGUGCUGUGGCUGUUCUUCGUCGUCAUGGCCUGGAACUGGAACUGCUGGCUGAUCCCCGUUCGCUGGGCUUUCCCCUACCAGACGCCAGCAAACAUCCACUGCUACUGGCUGCUCGUUGACUAUCUCUGCGACCUCAUCUACCUGCUGGACAUCCUCAUCUUUCAGACUCGGCUGCAGUUUGUCCAAGGAGGAGAUAUCAUAACUGAUAAGAAGGCCAUGAGAGAGAACUACCUGCGAUCACAACGCUUUAAGAUGGACGUGGUGUGCCUCCUGCCCCUGGAUUUCUUCUACUUCAAAGUCGGCGUCAACCCGCUCCUGCGCUUUCCUCGCUGUCUCAAGUACCUGGCCUUCUUCGAGUUCAACAACCGCCUGGAAGCCAUCCUGAGCAAGGCGUACAUCUACAGGGUGAUCCGGACCACUGCCUAUUUACUGUACAGCUUGCACGUGAAUUCCUGCCUCUACUACUGGGCAUCGGCUUACGAAGGUCUGGGCUCCACCACCUGGGUCUACGAUGGGGAAGGAAACAGCUACAUCCGCUGCUACUACUGGGCAGUCAAAACCCUCAUCACCAUCGGGGGCUUGCCAGACCCCAAGACGCUCUUUGAGAUCGUCUUCCAGCUGCUGAACUACUUCACAGGCGUCUUUGCUUUCUCCGUCAUGAUCGGGCAGAUGAGAGAUGUGGUGGGCGCCGCCACUGCAGGGCAAACUUACUACCGGAGCUGCAUGGACAGUACCAUUAAAUACAUGAACUUCUACAAGAUCCCCAAAACUGUUCAGAAUCGGGUGAAAACGUGGUACGAGUACACAUGGCACUCCCAAGGCAUGCUAGAUGAGUCGGAGCUGCUGGUGCAGCUGCCGGACAAGAUGAGGCUGGACAUUGCCAUUGACGUGAACUACAACAUCGUGAGCAAAGUGGCCCUCUUCCAGGGCUGCGACAGGCAGAUGAUCUUCGACAUGCUGAAGCGGCUCAGAUCCGUGGUCUACCUGCCUAACGACUACGUCUGUAAGAAGGGAGAAAUCGGCCGCGAGAUGUACAUCAUCCAGGCGGGACAAGUGCAGGUGCUGGGGGGACCCGACGGCCAAACCGUGCUGGUGACUCUGAAAGCCGGAUCAGUGUUUGGAGAGAUAAGAGCCCGGGUUUCGGAGUCACUUGCCGGGAGGGCUCCGGGCGCGGUGAUGCUGAAAACCAACAACAAACCCAAAGUAGCCCCUGGAGACCCCCUGAUCAUCCCCCCGAAAGCUGAAACCCCAAAGCUCUUCCAGGCUGCCCUGGCUGCCACGGGCAGGCUGGGGGGCAAAGGGCCGCUGGCCCAGCUCCGGUGGAGGCUGAAGGAGCUGAAGGCGAUGCAGGAGACCCAGGAUUCUAGCAUCAGCCCCAUUCCACCGAAAUCACCAGUGCACCAGAGAUCACCUGUCGCCUCCCACAAAGCACCCGCCCACCCAGGAGAAGAAAUGUGCUCCAAAUCUUCCGACAGUUUGGUGACCAUCCGCGUGAUUUCUACUGCUCACGAGGGCGAAGAAAUCCUGGCGGCUGAGAUUUCGGAGGAAGAAGGAAAAAAAGAGAAAUGA
Apaloderma vittatum (bar-tailed trogon) is the source of this 1796-nucleotide messenger RNA. Its product is annotated as cyclic nucleotide-gated cation channel beta-1-like. NCBI's taxonomy places the organism in Eukaryota, Metazoa, Chordata, Aves, Trogoniformes, Trogonidae. Gene Ontology annotation, cellular component: intracellular cyclic nucleotide activated cation channel complex; photoreceptor outer segment; plasma membrane. The transcript has 15 exons. Gene Ontology annotation, biological process: monoatomic cation transmembrane transport; retina homeostasis. The record is from RefSeq and is a predicted model, not a curated record. The coding region runs from base 132 to 1796 and encodes 554 amino acids. Gene Ontology annotation, molecular function: protein-containing complex binding; intracellularly cGMP-activated cation channel activity; intracellularly cAMP-activated cation channel activity.